AAAAUCGCGCUGGGUGUGUAAGUGUUUUUAUUUUAAAAUGUCGAAGAUUAAUAUAGAAAACUAAUAUAAGUUUCGUUGUGGAGUCUAUAAAAAACCGCAUAGUGUGAAUUUAAUAACGUGAUUAAGUGCUGAAAAAAGUGGCGGUGGAUCACAUGACAAAUAAGAUCAAUGACUCCAGUGGUGGUUGACAGGAAGGGAACUCGGGAGUCGGGACUUCGUUUCGUCGUCUACUCUCUCAUUUAUCCGCGGCUGUUAGAAAAAACAGUCUGUGGCAGAAACUGCUAGUUGCCUAGUGUAGUGACAAUGGGAGUGAAUAUAGUGCAGUGUUUUGAAUGUGACGUGACAACAAUAUGAUGGAGACCGAGCUACCACCCGGCAGCUGCAAUUCAACUGGUCACCUGUCCACUAUUGGAUGGAAUAUACCAGGUCGCAUGCACCACUCGGCGAGCACGCCGGCGGGCGUCGACGGCGGCGCUCGCACGCCUCCCGCCACGCCCAAGAAAGGCGGCAAGAUGCUCGCCGUGCGCGUGCAGAUGCUGGACGACUCCAUAUCCAUGUUCCAGAUACAGUCAAAAGCACUUGGACGAGUAUUGUUUGAUCAAGUCUGUCGACAGCUGCACCUCCUAGAAGCAGAUUAUUUCGGACUCGAGUAUCAAGAUGCGAACGGAACUAAGUACUGGUUGGACGUCGAAAAGCCAAUGUGCCGCCAAGUUGGUCUAUCGAUGUUGGAGCCAACGUUAAGGUUUUGCGUUAAGUUCUACACACCGGAUCCUGCGAGACUCGAAGAGGAAUUCACACGGUAUCUCUUCUGUUUGCAAGUGAAACGAGACCUCGCACAGGGUUGUAUACAAUGCAACGAAAACACAGCAGCGUUGAUGGCCAGCUACAUCGUACAAGCCGAGUGUGGAGACUUCGUACCGGAAGACUACCCGGACCACACAUACCUCAGCGGCUACAAGUUCUUUCCCGGGCAAGAUUCAGAAUCCGAGAGGCGGAUAAUGGAGAACCACAAGAAACAUAUCGGCCAAAGCCCUGCGGAGGCGGAUUUGAAUUUAUUAGAAACAGCGCGAAGAUGCGAAUUAUACGGUAUAAAAGUACACGCAGCAAAGGAUCACGAGGGCGUACCGCUCAACCUCGCAGUUGCACACAUGGGAAUCGCAGUUUUCCAACACUUCACUAAGAUCAACACCUUCAGCUGGGCCAAGAUCAGGAAAAUAUCAUUUAAGAGAAAACGAUUUCUUAUCAAACUACAUCCGGAGGGAUAUGGUUACUAUCGCGAUGUUGUGGAGUUUUUCUUCGAAAGUCGUAACGAAUGCAAGAAUUUUUGGAAAAAAUGUGUCGAGAAUCAUGGCUUCUUUCGCUGCUCGAGCGUACCUCGCUUGCCCCGACAUAAGACUAGAGUUAUGUCUAGAGGGUCUUCCUUCAGGUAUAGUGGAAAAACACAGAAGCAGAUUGUUGAGUUCGUAAGAGACAACUACGUUAAGCGACAGACAUUCCAAAGGUCGGGCUCGUUCCGCACGUCGCGCUCGGCGGGCUCGUCGCGCGGCAACGUGUCCGCGCCCGCGCUCAACGCCAGCGUGUCCGCGCACCCGCUGCUGCCGCUGCCGCCCGGCUCCGACGCGAUUUCCCUGGAGUGGGACAAGCAACCUCACUACCUGGAGGCCUCUCUGAUGAUGAAGGGCUACUCGGCGGAGGAGGCGCGUGCGGCGGCGCGCCGCGCAACCGCUCGCCCACCCCCACCAGCUACCGCCUUCGCCUCCACGAGGGACAAGCUAUCAAAACUGUACUGCAAUCAAAUACAAGCGGGUCCAGAAGUAGUGACCCAUGCCGAGGUCAAUCAUCAUCCUAUGGAGGAUUCGCUUCCGCCUCAUCAGAUGACGACACCGUUGACAUCUCCGGAGAGUACGUGGAUAACGGAUGCGGAGGACAGUGGGCGCGCGCGCGCUCCCACUCCGCCGCCUCGUGGGCCGCGCCCGCACACGCCAGAUGUGAGCCUCCAAGAAGAGGACCCCACGGUGUCGUCGGCGAGCCUGUGCGUGUCGCCGUCGGCCAGCGCGGCGGGUCCGCUCGGCGCCUCCACGCCGCUCGACCGGCGCGCCGACACCAACGGCUACCGCGAGCGACACGAGCGACACGAGCGCCUCGACAACCGCAGGGAUUGCGACACCGUCAAUGGGAACGUACACGUUAAUAUAGUGUCGGCGUCGACUCAUAAUAUGGAUGUUCUGAGCGGCGGAGAGAGCGACGCGGGCGACACGUUGUCGAGACGGAACAAUAAUAGCAUAUCAUCGGGCGUAGCGGGAACAGGCGAGACGACGAAGCGACGCGGAGACAUCACGUACUACGUCGCCAAGGAACUGCUUAUGACCGAACGCACAUACAAGCGUGAUCUCGAACUCGUCACCGUCACGUGGUCGAAGCGCGUGGGCUCGCUGGGCCGCGCGUCGGGCGGCGCGGAGGCGGCGGCGCUGGCGCGCGCGUGCCUGGCGCUGGAGCCGCUGGCGCUGCCGGCCGGCGCGCUGCUCGCCCGCCUCGACCGCGCGCUGUCCGCCGCCUCGCCCGCCGCCGCCUCGCCCGCCUCGCCCGCCUCGCCCGCCUCGCCCGACGCCGAAGAAAUGGAUCUGGAAACAUUGCUCGCUUUACCUGCGGGACCGUUUCUCGCUUACCUCGAUCGUGUUGUAUCUUGUAUCGAAUUACCGAUUCAGUGUAACGAUAACGAAGAACCAGAGUAUAAAAAAGUAGCGGAUUUACUACACGAUUAUUUAUCAAGUACAUAUGAUGCGUACGCGGCGUACACGGAGCAGGCGGGCGCGGCGGUGGCGCUGGUGGAGAGCGCGCGGCGGCGCGGCGGGGAGGGCGCGCGCCACGCCGCCGCCUUCGACCGCGCCGCGCCGCUGCCGCUCGCCUGCCUGCUGCUGCGCCCGCUGCACCGCCUGCACCACUACGAGCGCCUCGCGCACGAGCUAUGGACGGCGACGGGCAGCUCGUCGGCCCUCGCGGCGCUGGAGCUGGCUCGCAGUGCGUCGGGCGCGGCCGAGGAGCAGCUGCGCCACGUGGAGAACCAUGCUGCGCUUUGUCAGCUGCAGCGAGACCUCUUGGGGUACGAUAAGCUGUUGGUCGCCGACCGGGAAUUUAUAAGAUUAGGUUGCGUCUACACACACACUUCCAAAGGAUUACAACAAAGAAUGCUAUUCUUGUUUAACGACAUCCUCAUUCUGGCGUCUAAGUGUUCGAGCGGCCAGUUUCGCGCUCACUCGGUACUGCCGCUGGACCAGCUGAGCAUCGAACCUACCGAGUUACCCCAUUCAUUUGUGAUCAAGGGCGAGGACUGCCGGCUGACGCUGAGCGCCAGCGGCGAGGCGGAGUUCCGCGGCUGGCGCGCGGCGCUGGGCGGCGCCGUGCGGGCGGCGCGCGCGCGCCCCGCCGCCGACCUGCAGCUCGCGCACUCGCUGCACGACUACGAGGAGGCGGAGGGCGCGGGGGCGGGCGGCGCGGGCAGCGCGCUGGCGCACGUGUGCUGGCACCGCGCCGCCUCGCUGCGCCGCGACCAGCUGCAUCGCGCCAUGCGGAGCCAGCUAUCCGGAUAUUUGUUGCGCAAGUUCAAGAAUUCUCACGGCUGGCAGAAACUGUGGGUGGUGUUCGCGAUGUUCACGUUGUUUUUCUACAAGACCUGCCGCGACACCGCGCCGCUUGCGUCGCUGCCGCUCCUAGGAUACACCGUUGGCGCACCGUCUCCCGGUGAUGGAAUCGAUAAAGAAUUCGUGUUUAAACUGCAGUUCAAAAAUCACGUUUACUUCUUUCGCGCCGACAGUCACUUCACAUACAAUAGGUGGAUAGAAGUCUUACAAACACCUAUGGUUUCAGAAGACAAUUAAAUCUACAAUAUUCAACCAACACCAAGUUUGUGAUAACAAAAUAAAAUGAAUCAUGAAAGGAUAUAUGUAUCAUAAAUGAAAUAAAACAAAAUACCAUUACAAUUGGUGCCAUAAAGCUUAUAGAAUUGUUUGUAAAAAUAUACACGAACUUUAAUGUCAAAAGUGAUGUUAAUAUAAGUUCUUGCCUAUAUUUAUUUUCGAAUAGAACUAAACUACCAAUGUAUUAUAUGUUUCUCUAUACUGCGUAUAAUAAUUCAUGCCAUAAAAGUCUCAUAUUGCGCGCUCUUUUUCACAUAUGAUAAUAUCACUACGCCUGCCAUAAAGCCCGUUAGUGCGAGGGAGCGCGCAAUAUGCACUGCUUUAAUGACAACAUGCCACGAAAUAUUGUACAAGGUAUUAAGCGUUUCGUUGAUCGGUGUUAAGUUUGAGACGUCAGUACAUAUGAUAAGUUUAAAAUAAAAAGACAAAUCGAAUACGACGAUGACUUGUUGCGACUGUCGCACAAAAAGUGUCACUUGUCCUUGAAAAGGGUAAGCAAGAAAUAUAAAUAAAUUACAAAUUAUACAUAGUGUCAUUAUCAUAAGAAUAUUAAAUGCGUAUAAGCGAAUAAACUUGUGCAGAAUGCGAGGGAGAUGCAACAAGAGAGAGAGAGAGAGAGAGUGAGAGAGCACGAUAUAUUUAAAUAAAUGAAUGACUAGUUCAUAUGAUUAUUUAUAUUAACAUUUGUACAAAUUAUGCAAAGACAAUAUACACUUUCAGUCAAAAAAAAAUAUACGAAGAGUGAAAGGGUGAGAAAAUAGAAAUAUACUUAUAAAAUAUAAUAAACAUUUGUAUCAAAGAUAGAAUCCAUCAUAAUAACUUAUUAGAUAAUACGUUAAGUAUUUAUUUCCUAAUAACUUAAAUAUUGAUCAAUUAUUACUAACACACGAAUGUAGUUUAUAAAAAUGUUAAGUAUGAUUGCUCAUUGCUAUGUCCUAUGUAGUAAGGAACGAAGAACUGAUGAAUAUAGUACAAUAUUAAAUAAGGCGUGUUAGAGUUGGACAUUCCACGAAUUUAACGAAUAUAAUUUGAAUAAAACUUUUAUAACUUAAUAAUCAUUUUCAUAACUGGUUUGGAAAGUGGGCAAUUGUUUUUUUUUUCUAUUAUUUUGAGUAAAGCUUCGUCCACAAUGGACAGAAUAAUUAUAAUUACAUGUAUUUAUCGACAACACUUGGACUGUGUAAUACAAAAGCUUCUUAUCCAUAGAAAUCAUUGAUGCAUCGAUACGCCUUUAUGCCGAUACGAUACCGAUACCGAUACACUUAUCGAAUUUAAAUAAAGGUAAAAUAAAUGUAAGUAGACAUGUUGAUUGAUUGUUUUUUAUUAAUAAAUAAAAUGAUUAUGUAAAUAAAAAAAAAUAUUAAAAUAAAACGUUACAGACUUGAAAUGUGAAUAUUGGUAAUUAAGCUCAGUAAUUAAGGUUCAUUAAUAAGAGUUAGUAUCGUUGUAUCGGGCAGCAAAAUAUCGCCGAUACCGAUAUAUCGGAAAACCUGCUGUAUCGCCGAUAUAUCGGUAUCGGAUGCAUCCCUAAUAGAAAUACUAGUAAAAGUUGUAAGAUUUAAAAAAAAACAUUUAUAUAAUGAUUUUACAGUAACUCUGUUACAUAAUGUUAUGCAUAUUACUUUAACGAUAUUUCGAGUAUUUUUUCUUAUAUAAUUGCUUUAUCUUUUUGAAUCUGAAUAACUUUUAUUAGUUUUUCGUGGAUUGGAACGUUUCUGCAACCGUUUUAUUUCAAAGCAAACUUCAAGUAUCUUACGUACACAAGAUGCUUGAAAUUAGUGUGAUGAUUGUUCUUAGCUUUUGUUGUGCGAAUUGACCAAAUUCAAUCAAGUUAUUAUUUUUACAUAAAUGAUAUAAUAACAAAAUAUAUAGCAAUGUAAUUUUUAUUCAAGAGUUAUGCAGAAAUAACCAAAACUAGGCUCGUAAUAAAAUGAGUAAUUAUUUUAAAUUCAUAUGUAUAGAAUAUCAUUCCAUACAAUUUUGCAAAAAAUAUUACAUAUUAAUAUCAUCGUCAUCGAUACUGUUAUUGCAAAAAAUUUGUAAAUUAUUUUUGAAAAUAAUAUAAAUAAAAUAUACACGUUUCGUAUAAAAAUGUAUCUCUGUAUUGCAUUUUAAUGUAAUUAAAAAAAAAUACUUAAAAAACAAAAAGAUUCCAAUAUUUCAUUUUCAUACAACGAACAAAAUUACGUGUUCAAACGACAUCUGGUGGCCUAAAUCCUAACUAAUCAUAAGUGAGGAAGUGAGUUCGUUUAUAACCCUUUAACAUUUUGACUCCCGAUCGUAAUGACAUUUUGUAAACAUGUUUCAGUUGCACAGAAAGAACAUAGGGUACCUAACACUUGCCUUAUUAUCCUCAUACGCUGGCUAAGCCUCGGGCGAAAACUAUUAACGAUUAAUUAUUAAAAUCAAAUUUAUAAUAAUUUUGUAGUACUUCUGAGAAAACUCAUUAAAAAAUUUAUUUUGCACAUACCAUAUACCAAAUGGU
Vanessa atalanta (red admiral) is the source of this 6399-nucleotide messenger RNA. It is a transcript of the gene Cdep, whose product is annotated as FERM, ARHGEF and pleckstrin domain-containing protein 1-like. NCBI's taxonomy places the organism in Eukaryota, Metazoa, Arthropoda, Insecta, Lepidoptera, Nymphalidae. Gene Ontology annotation, molecular function: cytoskeletal protein binding; guanyl-nucleotide exchange factor activity. Bases 351 to 3875 code for a protein of 1174 amino acids. The record is from RefSeq and is a predicted model, not a curated record. Gene Ontology annotation, cellular component: cytoskeleton. The transcript is spliced from 30 exons.